Lymnaea stagnalis (great pond snail) is the source of this 6188-nucleotide messenger RNA. The record is from the annotation of a GenBank genome assembly. Lineage: Eukaryota; Metazoa; Mollusca; Gastropoda; Lymnaeidae.
GAUUCAGAAAAAAAAAGAAAACAGUAUGGAGACGAAGUUACCGCAAAAGAAGUAUUAUCGUCAAAGAGCUCAUUGCAAUCCGAAUUCGGAUCACAAUUUAGAUUAGUGAGUUAUUAAUUUCGCUUAAAAUGUAACACAUGAACUGUAAAAUCAGAGCUUUGCUAUUUACAAAUAUAUUAAUAGACUUGACUCUGGCUUAUAAAGUGGUCAUGGGGCUGGUGCGGGCCAUCUCAGCAGGCACGUACCUCACACCACAGAAGCCGGGUCGAUUGAUCAGAGCCAAACGCUAACUGAACACUGAUUUCAACACCGACAACCCCAUAAACAACUACACCCAAAACAAUGGCAAAUGCUUCACUGUGCCUCGAUGUAACACAGUGCACUAUAAACAAUCAUUCUUCCCAUGCAUAAUUGCAUGGAACCACCUGGACAAUGCAGCUGUGGACUCAACAUCGGUCGAAGGCUGCCCUAGCAUCUGCUAGGAGCUGUUAGAAUAGCAACAUCCCUUGCCCAGAUGCCAUUAUAUGGAUGCAGCAACGAACAGAACCAGAACGUUCCACACUCACGCAGCACUGACUGAAAAUAGUGAUAGUGUCUGAAGUGAGUCACUCACUCACUCAUUGUUUUUGAGUCAUUGGGACUGAUGUUUUUUCAAAGUAAAAUGUAUUCUAGCAUCGGUAAUUUAAAAAGUUUAAAAAUUGUUUUAAAAAAUUUUAAAACCAUAUAAAAUCACUUUAUUAGGCCUAUUCAGUGACACAAUAUUGAAAACGCAUGUUCAUUUAUCUAUAAUUGUCAGCCAAAGUGCUGAUGAACUGUGAAAAUAAUUAAAUAAGUCUACAUCGCCAAAGUAACAAUGAUAAGCAAACUCGUGCAAAUAGGCUUAAUAGGACAGAAAAAAGAGCACCAUCGUCAUUAUCAGUGGCUAUACAGCCCAUGUGAUGUAGGGCCCUGGCCUGCUCCACCACAUCCUUCCAUUCAGAGCAAUCCAUGGCUUUCUGCCUCCAUGCACGAACCCCCAACUGAUGUACAUCCAUCUCCACCUAAUUGAUCCAUCUCAGCCUUGGGCGACCGGUGAGUCGUCUUCCCCUAGGCUUCUGCAUGUAUAUAACUUUUGCUGCUCUCCAUUCUGGCAUCCUUUCAACAUGUCCUGCCCAGCAUAGUCUGCCUUUUUUUAUCAUUGUGAAUAUGGGUGGGUCUUUGAGGAGAUACUGAUCUUCUAUCAAGCGGCCCCCCAGGUGGCGGAUAGGGGAAAGCCCACCAGAUAUGGAGGUUACCGGGGAAAUAAAAUACCUGGGGCGGACCAAAAUCAGUACCUACUGCCUUGUAGGAAGUGGAGGGAUCCACAUAGGCUAGGGACAAAGGCAGCUACCCUGAGAGCUGCAAGGGGCAUCCCCACAGACGGUUGUGCGCAGGGCUGACGACCCUGUCACAUAAAAAAGCAAGUGUUACAAAAGUUAAACGGCAUACAGAAACUAUAUACAGAAAAAAGAGCACCACAAGUCCCGAAUUGUAUCUUCAGUUUGCGCUUAGCUCGCAUCCACAUAUUCUCAAUGUUAUGUGUGUGGACUUCUGCAUCAUUCGGGUCAAUGAAGUUGUGUUGAUGGACAACUGAAUGUUGAUAUAUUCCACCUCCUAUCCUGUCCACUUGGGCAUAAGCUGCCCAACCGUCGGAUAUGAUGUGAGAACCUGGCAAAAUAUGCUGCUGUAUGCAAGCCUGCAAAGUUGCUGCAUUUCUGUUCGGGUCUUCAAGCAGAAAGCAUUUCCUAUCGUUGUUUUCAAUAUUGGCUCCUCUCAUGCUCCUUUUGCAAACAUCCAUAAAUCUGAGGCCUCUCCAUACAGCAGCAUCUUUGGGAUACGGCCUUCCUUCAUUCUCCUUACAAGACCUAACCAGCGAAGAUGCUGGAUAGAAUGAUGUAGUGCAAUAUUGACGAAGCAUUGGUAGUCACUAUUUUUUAAUUAAAUCACUGAAAUCAGUCUUUAACUUUAAGUAGGUAUGUGAAAUUUUAGUUUUUUUUUCUUUCAAAUACUUAAUCAUUUUGAUUAUUUUUAAAUCAUAAGAUAAUUUGAUGUCUCUGAAAGUGAAAGUCUGUUAUUUUGUUUGCCAAAUUUCCUUAGCCCAGUAUCUCCAGAUUUAAAGGAUUGGUCUUCAUUUUACCCAGAACAUUUCACAUCAAACACCACAGAGAAUGUGACCAGUGAAAAAGAGGAGUCAUGUAGUAAACAAGUGGAAUUUGCAGACAUUGGGUGUGGUUAUGGUGGAUUGUUGGGUAAAUUAUUAUUUAAGUUUUCACUCUUUUAUUUUAAGUACUGGUAUCAGUAUUAUUAGGUAAAUACACUAAUUUACUUUUUCAUUAAUGUUUUACAAUAUUUUAUUUGGUAAACUUCAUUUCACGAUUACAUUUUUUUUUCUUUUUAUAUUUUCACAACAGUGGCAUUGUCCCCAUUAUUCCCACAGACCCUGAUGCUAGGUAUGGAAAUUCGUAUUAAAGUCAGUGAUUAUGUACAAAAGAGAAUUGAAGCAUUAAGAUUACAACAUCCUGGUCAAUAUGAUAACAUUGCCUGCAUUAGAUCUAAUGCUAUGAAGUAUUUACCAAAUUUUUUCCGCAAAGGACAGGUAAGCCCACACACUAUUUCUCUUUUAAAAUAUUAUCUAAAGGACUUGUAGUUAAAAAUCUGAGGUUACAGUGUUUUUUAUAAAUAUUUUUAUUGACUUGAAUUGUGCUUAGCUUUGUUUAGUAUCAAUUAUUUUAAAUUUAUUUUCAUUUUCAAUUCUCAUCUACAGCUUUCAAAAAUGUUUUUCUUGUUCCCUGAUCCGCAUUUUAAAAAGGCGAAACACAAGUGGCGUAUAGUUAACAAGACUUUAUUGGCAGAGUAUGCAUAUGUUUUGAGACCUGGUGUAAGUCUAUUUUUUUAACCAUCAAAAGAAGUUAAGCAUAUUUGUGGGGUAAUAAUUACCGAAAUUGUGAAAUAAUUCACUUGAUUAUUUAUUUGUAUAGAGACAGUUGCUGAAAGAACUAUUUUAAUACGUUAUGCUAAAUCAGUUCCUCAUUGGGUCUUAAUUAAAUAGGUGGUGUUUUAAAAAAACAAAUACUUUAUCCAUCUAAACUAGUGUUUUUCAACCGGGGUGCAGCGGAACUUAAGGGCAAAUGGUUUCAUGCGCGCCUUGUCAGGUAUUCCUCUGGUGGCCAGUAAAAAUAAAAAAUGAACGUCUGAAAUUGCCAAUGACCAACUCUGGCAGUUCCUGCUGUAAUUAUUAACCGUUUAUCCACUUAAUUACUGUUCGGGUUUUUGUCCUAAUGAGUGUUGGAAUUAAUUUUCAUUUCAUAACACUGUUGUUUUUGCGCAAGAAUGGACUAAUUUAUUGAAGAGAAAAUGGAAUGAUGCCAUGGCUGACAACCAAACUAAACUCAGAAGAAGUCAUUGAAGCUUCUGCUAGUAACGCGUCAUUUGAGCCCAACUUUAUCAAUUGGUAUAGUUUGCCAUCACAGUGACAAUUUUACUUAGUUAUGGGAUUCACUUGGGAAUGGAAGGAGACCCAGACUGCCCUUUACCGCUCUAUGUUGUCUGCAGGGAAAAGCUUGCCAAUAGUGCCAUGGCAUUAGCUAAAUUGAAGGGACACUUAUCAACUAAUCAUCCAGAUUAGGUGCCGAAGUUGCCAUAUGAUCACUUUCAUCACAGUUGUGGCUGAAACAAAAAAAGUUACCUUUUGGUUGAUUUUCAGUUUCUGCUGACAGUGAUUUAGGCUUUUAGUCGUCUACCAGAAGUCAGACAGUUACUUUGUCAGUUAGCAAUCUAAUAUUCUGUUGUCAUUGUAUGACAUAUGACUAAUCCUCGACGAACACUGAUCACAGCUGCAUGAUGACCUAUUUGUCCAAUAUUUCCCAAAAUAAAAUUACAAUUAGGCUUAGGCAAAGGUAAAUAGUUUUUGUGGGAAAAAAAAAGGUAAGAGUAAAAGGGUGGUAAUAAAAUUAUUUGUAAAAAAAAAAAUUAAUAAAAUUUUGAAACCCUAGCCUAGGUUUAUUCAAUUCAUUCUAAUGGUAUAUCAUCUUCCUCAUAAAUGUUGUCAUUGACAAUAAAAGGUAAAUAAUGUGUAGAAACGUUUGUUUCUGAACUACAACAUACAUGUAUGUUUGACUCCAAGUACUAACCAAUUUACACUGAACUAACUGCAAUUUAACGACUCUAGUUGCAAGUGUAGGUUUGUAAUGAUUUUAUCUGGAUUUCAUAACUACUAAUACUACUAAUAGUACUAAUUAUAAAAGUAUUGUUGAUGAUCUGAUGUUGAAUUUUUUAUUGCAUCCUUUUUUCACAACAUAGUUGUUAAAUCUUUUGCUGGUUUAUAUAUCUUUCGGUUUCAGAAUUGGCAGAAAGUCUUGUUAAGCUAGUUUUUAAAUCUUGUGCUGGGUUACAUAUGUAUCAGUAUUUGCCAAAGGUCUCGUUAGCUUUUGGCUUCGGUUUCAAUCGAAAGUCAUUUUUAAUUUUCGGUUUGGCAUCUGUCGAAACCAUAAAAUCACAUUCUGUCGGUCUCUAAUCAGGCUGUAAUGCACAAGAAUGUGGUGUACUUUGUGAGAGCACUAAGCUCUAAUUAAAAAAAAAAAUGCAUGAGAAAAAGUUCAAAAUAAAAGUUAUAAGUGACAAAAGCCAGUUGUGUUGUUGAGAUUGUUGCAAAGAAUAUGAAAUAUCUUAGGCUUGCCGAAACAACAACCUUCAUGUCGAGAAUUUGUGAGAAUUCCAUUUGGCGAGAUUGAUCUGACAUCAAUUAGAUUCCACUAGCAGACAAUAUAAGCAGACAUAUUUCAGAUGUGUCCAGUGACAUUGAAACCAAGUAACUGGUACUAUCAGUUAUUCUGGCCACAAGUUUAUUUUUUAAUUGGGCUACAGUUACAGUGCUUCACACACCUGUUUCAAUCAGUGUUUUUUUCCAAGUGUAGGAAAAUGUUUCUGUCCAUUUGGAAUAGAAACCCUUUUGUCUCUGCAUGUUGUUCUGCAAACAAUCUAAGCGCUCCAAAGGGUUCCAUUCCAAUUCCAAUAAAAAUAUUGAAAAACACUAAUCUAAACAGUAAAUUUUUAUUAGUUUGUUUAUGGAAUUGUACUGUAUAGUUAAAUAUUUCCAGGGUUUAGUGUAUACAAUCACUGAUGUAAAAGAUCUUCAUGACUGGAUGGUUGACCAUUUUACAGAGUUUCCACUUUUUAAGAGAGUUAGUGAUGAAGAGCUGGUAGGUUGUUAGAAAAUGAAAGUUGUAUAAUUUUCCUUUAUAAAUAUACCAUCUCAAGCUUUGAAAAUAAUUUAUGAAUAUUUUCAAGCUUUUACAUUUAAAGAAAAUAGUGAUCCAUCAAAUAUUCAAGUGGUUUUUAAAAAUGAAAUACUGUAGAUUUUUUUUGGUGGCUUAACAUGUUGAAUAAAAUAUUUUUUUCUCCCAAUUUCCUAGAAAGAGGAUAUUGUGGUGGAAAAAAUUUACAAUAGCACAGAGGAAGGCAAGAAGGUCACACGCAACAAAGGAGAAAAGUGGUUGGCUGUAUUUCGCAGAAUUGAAAAUAGGCCCAAUGAUCAGCCUUGACAUGGAGAUUUCAUUUGAUUUAAUUGUAUGCUUUUAAAUAAAAAAUGAUUUUCUCAAGUACUGCAUUAUGUUGGGUAUAAAUCAAAUAUUACUAUCUCUAUUCUAAGUAGAUGCAACGGUUGGAAAGAUGCAGUUAUUUUUUCUUUUAAUGAAAUGAAGGAACAAUGUAACAAUUAUUUUAUCGUGGGCCCUUAAUAUACAGAAGAAACAGCAUCAAUUGAAUUGAAUGUAAAAGUUUUCAUUAAAAAAUAUUUGUUUUCUGUUUGUUUAUACAUAAAUUAUUUAACUCCAAUAAUUUAUUUUUACUUCGCCAAAAGAUUAAUAUAGCUUUUUAGAAAUUGUUCGCUUGGCGGUACAUAAAUAUGUGGAUGUUCUUUAAUGAACUAUAUGUUGUAAAUAUGAUUUGUAUUUAUCCAUUGUCCCAAUGAAAAUGUAGUUACUUGGCAGAUUAAUUGACCUACAGAAAAUACUUUUCAUUGUUCAAAAUAAUGUGUUGUUUUAUCACAUUUUUACCAAAUUAAAUAAACUUUAAAUAGAUUGAAUUUAAAUGAUUGAGUUGAAGAAAGUAAAAAGGGUGGGGAUUCAAUCUGGUAUUCUGAGACUUGAGAUCAUAAUCAUAUUAAACAAAUG